AUGGAGGCGAUACCGGUUCAUCUAACAGACCAGCCAAACCCUAUCGACAGGCUUCGCUCUCGCACAUUUUUUAUUUUGCCAAACAAGCUUGACAAUGAAGUUCUGAGAAAUGCGCUUGAUAGACUCCUCAGGAAUCAUUGGCGGAAGCUUGGGGCGCGACUCGUCUUGUCACCCUCCACCAAGCUUCUAGAGUAUCGUGUUCCGUCCUCGUUUGAUGAGAACUACGUCCUCUUCAACUGGUCUUCAACAACCAAUGCUGAAUCUAUCCAGAGGGUUGAGGAGCUGUCCCCUUUUCUGUCACCUAGCCAGAAUGUUUCUUUCUUGCCAUCCAUGAAUGUCAUCGACAAGCUCUUUCGGCCAGCAGACUGGCCCUUCGAGCGAAAGGACGAGCCGCCCAAUGCACCCCUCCUAUACGUUCAUUUAACCAUCUUCAGCGAUGCAUCAGUUGUGGCCAUGAGCUGUCCGCAUGUAUUGGCUGAUCAAUUCGGAGUGGCCAAUAUUGUCAAGGCCUGGCUUACAGUCGCUCGCGGAGAAUCGCCGCCUGACAUGCUGGGCUAUCGCGACGACGUGCUCCCACCAGGACACCCAAUUAUUGAUUUCAUUGAUAAAGAGUCCAGAAAGGGCAUGAUGCGAGUCAGAGGGAAAAGAGACCACACUGCAGUGAUGGCUGGCAUUGUCCUUGACCUUGUGAAAGCCAGGGAGGAGGAAUCUCAUAUCGCCUUUGUUCCCCUCCAACUGGUAGAGAGAUUACGAGAACGAGUAUCAAGAAUUCUAGCAGAGAAGGAUAAGUCUCCGCCAGUUAUUAGCAAUGGGGAUAUCCUUACUGCCAUCUUUACCAAGAUGACUCGACACGAUAGAUCAGAGUAUUCUCUGAACCUUUCUCAGACUGUCAAUCUACGACGUCGUGUCCCGGGAUUAUGGGACGACGAUGGCGACCGAUUCAUCCACAAUGCCCUGCAUUACGCCACAGCAAAUUUCAAGAUCAGCGCAACUACCCCGUUGCACGAAAUCGCUCUUCAUAAUCGCAAAGCUAUCAAUAAGGCCUUGGAGCGGUCUGAGAUCGAAGUCGGGUUGGCGGCGCUGCGAGAUGUGUCCAAGCGGAGGCAGUUCAUGCUCAUUUGCGAACCAUUCGAAAAGCUGUACAGCGUUUCAAACUGGUGCGGAGCGUGGAAAGGCAUCGACUUUUCCGCAGCAGAGACAGAGCCGCAAGCGAAAAGGGAGCAUGCCUGGGAUAUGCUUGUACUUGGCCAAAGUAGGCCCGCCAAAUCGCCUACACGAUACCGGCUGAGCAUCAUGUGCAAGACCAAAGAGGGGUUCUGGUGUGACUUUGCGGCUCCGGUUAAGAUAAUUGCAAGGAUAAAGGAGCAUUUGGCGAAGGACCCGUUGUUAGAGAGGCUCUGA
Molecule: messenger RNA, 1401 nt
Organism: Fusarium falciforme
Lineage: Eukaryota; Fungi; Ascomycota; Sordariomycetes; Hypocreales; Nectriaceae
Exons: 4
Coding region: 1-1401 (466 amino acids)
Molecular function (GO): acyltransferase activity, transferring groups other than amino-acyl groups
Source: RefSeq, a predicted model, not a curated record